UAUUCUAUAUAUCUAAUGGAUUUUGGUUGUUUAGAUGGACUACUCCUCUGUUCAAACAACAACAAUAAGAAUAACAAUAAUACUAAUAGUAACACUCUGAUUUCUGGUUAUUAUGAUUUGGAUCCAAAAUCAUAUGUUGGUUUUAAACAUGAAAGGUCUCUUUCUAGUCACAAUACUCAAGAUUUAAAAGUUGCUAAAACCACUCAAGAUUGUUUCUCAAAGACAAUGCUACAACAACAACAACAAACACAGAGAUCUAACAGUGGUUCAGCAGCUGUUUUUUCUGAUUCACAGAACAUGCUUAGCUUUUCUUCACCAAACAAUACUCAACAACAACAACAACAGUCUUCCACAUUCCCUUACUAUGCUAGAAACAACAAUACUGGUAAUGGAAUAAGAGGGGUAAUAACAGGGGUGAGAGGCCCAUUCACACCAUCACAAUGGAUGGAGUUAGAACAUCAAGCAUUGAUCUACAAAUAUAUAACUGUUAAUGCACCCAUUCCUUCUAAUCUCCUUAUUCCCAUCAGAAAAGCCCUUGAAUCUGCCACAUUUUCUUCAUAUCCUAGACAUUCUACUUAUGGAUGGGGUGGAUUUCAUUUUGGGUUCUCAAAUAACUCUGAUCCGGAGCCCGGGAGAUGUAGGAGAACAGAUGGGAAGAAAUGGAGGUGUUCUAGAGACGCUGUUGCGGAUCAGAAGUACUGUGAGCGGCAUAUGAACAGAGGCCGCCAUCGUUCAAGAAAGCCUGUGGAAUCCGUUAACGGGCCAACUACUACUACUGCUGCUGCCAAAGUGUCUGCCUCGGCCUCGGUGAUUUCUAACAACUCCACCGGUAUCAGCCACUUGCUUCAGCAAACGCACCACCAACUUGCCAACAAAAUGCAGCCUGGUGCUACACCUAAUCUUGCAGCAUAUUCCCAAGAUAGCAGAAGUUUCUUAAACAAGGGAAAUAUGAUGCCCGAAAAACUUAAAGAUGUAACAAGCAAUUCCAUGUUACCGCCUUCAACAGUUAACCUUAAACAGAACCCACUUUCAGAAUUCGGGCUAGUUUGCUCAGAUUCCUUGCUCAACCCGUUAAUCAAAACCGAAAAUGGAGUUCAAAAAUCCCAAAACUCUCUUCAUCAAUUCAUGGACGAUUGGCCACAUUCUGACAAAACACAGCUCUCGAUAGCAAUCCCAAUAGCUUCUUCUGAUUUCAUGUCAUCAAACUCACCCCAAGUCAGUGAAAGACUCAACUUUUCACCUCUAAAAAUGGGACUGGGAGUGGGUAAUGCAACCAACUCAAAUGUAUUCGAUGAGAGGUCACAACAAGGGAAUUGGAUCCCAGUUUCUUGGGAAACCUCAAUGGGCGGGCCGUUAGGUGAAGUCUUGAACCACAGUUCAGCCAGCAGCCCAUCGGCGCUAAAUCUAAUGACAGAUGGUUAUGAAAAUAGCCAACAGAUGACAUUAUCUCCAACUGGGGUCUUGCAAAAGACUGCUUUCGGUUGUUUUUCAAAUAGCAGUGCAGGAAGCAGCCCAAGAACGGAUAACAGUCUUCUUGGGUCGACGCUCAUCACUUCCUCGUUACCUUUGUUGUAAACAAAUCCUAAAUCAAAAAAAUACCUAUGUUUAUGUUAAUUUAAUUAUGUUAAGUAUGUGGUGCAAAACUUUUGCCAGAAAAACAAAAAUGUUGUGGGUACCAAAAAUGAAGAGUAUGAAUUAUGAAUGCAAUAUUUGGUUGGUGGGAAGCA
Erigeron canadensis is the source of this 1727-nucleotide messenger RNA. RefSeq names its product growth-regulating factor 6-like. The transcript has 4 exons. Gene Ontology annotation, cellular component: nucleus. The coding region runs from base 16 to 1575 and encodes 519 amino acids. Gene Ontology annotation, biological process: developmental process; DNA-templated transcription; regulation of DNA-templated transcription. Gene Ontology annotation, molecular function: ATP binding. The record is from RefSeq and is a predicted model, not a curated record. Lineage: Eukaryota; Viridiplantae; Streptophyta; Magnoliopsida; Asterales; Asteraceae.